This is a messenger RNA of Merops nubicus (carmine bee-eater), 258 nucleotides long. RefSeq names its product ceramide-1-phosphate transfer protein (gene CPTP). Gene Ontology annotation, biological process: intermembrane lipid transfer; ceramide transport. Gene Ontology annotation, cellular component: membrane; cytoplasm; cytosol. The record is from RefSeq and is a predicted model, not a curated record. Gene Ontology annotation, molecular function: ceramide 1-phosphate binding; ceramide 1-phosphate transfer activity. NCBI's taxonomy places the organism in Eukaryota, Metazoa, Chordata, Aves, Coraciiformes, Meropidae. The annotation marks the transcript as partial. The transcript has a single exon.
GAGGACUCGCGGACCUCCGUCAUCUGCACGGACUCCUACAACGCCUCGCUGGCCACCUACCACCCCUGGGUGGUCCGCAAGGCGGCCACGGUGGCUUUCUGCGCCCUGCCGUCCCGAAACGCCUUCCUGGAAACCAUGAACGUGGGCACGCCCGAGGAGGCUGUGGCCAUGCUGGGCGAGGCCAUACCCUACAUCUGCGACGUCUACAGCAUCACCCAGGAGCUCUUUGCCCGGCAUCAGCUGCUCGACCUCCCCUGA